Pelmatolapia mariae (spotted tilapia) is the source of this 558-nucleotide messenger RNA. It is a transcript of the gene ggctb, whose product is annotated as gamma-glutamylcyclotransferase b. The transcript has 4 exons. The record is from RefSeq and is a predicted model, not a curated record. Lineage: Eukaryota; Metazoa; Chordata; Actinopteri; Cichliformes; Cichlidae. The coding region runs from base 1 to 558 and encodes 185 amino acids. Gene Ontology annotation, molecular function: gamma-glutamylcyclotransferase activity.
AUGGAGGAUAACCACACUUUCCUGUACUUUGCAUAUGGCAGUAACCUGCUAAAGGAACGUCUUCAGCUCAAGAAUCCCUCUGCAACAGUGCACUGUGUAGCCAGGCUCAAGGACUAUAAACUGGUUUUUGGGAACCACAAAGGCCUUGCUAGUGACCGAUGGCAUGGAGGUGUUGCCACCAUAGAGCACAGCCCUGGAGACGAGGUGUGGGGUGUAGUGUGGAGGAUGAACGUGUCUGAUCUAGAGUCUCUUGACAGUCAGGAGAACGUGACAUUAGGAGCGUACAGUCCUGUGGAGUUAUCGGUGAAGACAAAAGGCCAGGACCUCAACUGUCGCACCUACAUAAUGAACAGCUGUGUGUAUGCUCCACCAUCACCACAGUACCUAAAGGUGAUUGUAAUGGGAGCAGAACAGAACGGCUUGCCAAAAGACUACCAGGAGAAACUUCGAGCAAUCAAGACCAACAUGUAUGAGGGUCCCCUACCCAUGAUGGCUGAACUGGAGCAAGCCAGACGAAGAGCCAAAGAAACGUUCAGUCAUCGUUCUAAUGAUGCCUGA